Molecule: messenger RNA, 5187 nt
Organism: Dromiciops gliroides (monito del monte)
Lineage: Eukaryota; Metazoa; Chordata; Mammalia; Microbiotheria; Microbiotheriidae
Gene: BAIAP3
Product: BAI1 associated protein 3
Exons: 34
Coding region: 411-3935 (1174 amino acids)
Source: RefSeq, a predicted model, not a curated record
AGCUGAGCCGGCACUAGGCACAGCCGGGCAGCCCUGCAAGCUCUGCAUCCCAGCCUACCCACCCGCCCAAAGGCUAGACACCACUGGGUUUUCCUUGUGCGUUGAGGAGGGGCGAAAGUCAUCUCAGAAGGAAGGAUUCUUGGCAACUGGCUGACUGGCUCUGGCUGCCGACAUCUCUGCAGUAAUUCAUUACCCUGGAAGUGCGUGUCUCUCUGCUCAAACGAGCCCUCCCCCUUCCCUAGACUCACUUUAUAGACUUGGCAUUUGCCUGACAGCCUCUCACUGCUUGGAUCGACUGGGCACCGCCAGCCCUUCGAGGGAGAAUCAGCGGCAGACCCCACUUUAGAGUCCAGGAGACUGAUGGCCAGGAGAGGGGCAACAGCUGGCACAAGGCCCUCUAGACAGCAGUCAUGUCGACUCUAUUGGAUAUCAAAAGCAGUGUGCUGAGGCAGGUCCAGAGAAGCCAGUCUUUUCGAAGGAGAGCUGAUGAGGCAGCCACAUCUGGAGUGGCAGGGGCCAGCUCCUCCCUGCAAGAAGGUGGGCCUGAGACAAGUGUGGCCAGGGAGGAAGGAGAUGAUGGUGACUUCUUUUCAAGGAUGAAAUUGAUUCUGAAGAAGAAGGAAACUAGGCAGCGUUUGGGGCGGCUGGAGGGUGUCUUACACAGCAGUGCCCCUCCUCCUAGGGAGCCCCUGGGCCCUGGCCACGCUGCCGAAAGCCUGAUGCCAACCAAGAAAGAGAUGGAAAUGCUCUUCGAGGAAGCCCUGUACACUGUAUGCUACCGAUCGGGGGUGGCAUCCCCAGAUCAUGUGGCCAGUGACGAUGAACUCUUUGACUAUCUUCAGAAGGUGUUUGGUAUGAGCUCUUCUGAACUGGAGGCAGCCCUGCAUCGAGUGAAGGAGGCCAAGCCUCCGGCAUACUCUUUGAAAGUCACCGUUGUGCGGGCCAAGAACCUCCUAGCCAAGGACGCCAAUGGCUUCAGUGACCCGUACUGCAUGUUGGGCAUCCUGAUUGGCCAGAGCCCUCGAGAACAGGGGGAAAAGAAGGAGAGGAAAUUCAGCUUUCGAAAGCGAAAAGAGAAGGUGGAGAAACGCAACAGCGCUCGAGAUGUGCUCCCAGCCAAGUACAUCCAGGUCACCGAGGUCAAGAACAGCACCCUGAACCCCGUCUGGAAUGAGCACUUCCUAUUUGAAAUAGACGAUGCCUCCAAUGACCAGCUGCACCUGGAUAUAUGGGACCACGAUGAUGAUGUCUCUGUGGCUGAGGCCUGCAAAAAACUGAAUGAAGUGAUUGGCUUCAAAGGAAUGGGCAGGUAUUUCAAACAGAUUGUCAAAUCGGCCCGGGCUAAUGGGACGGCAGGAGCCUCAGAAGACAAUGCUGAUGACUUCCUGGGCUGCCUCAACAUCCCCAUUCGAGAGAUCCCCGUGACUGGCUUGGACAAGUGGUUCAAGCUGGAGCCUCGGUCAAGCUCUUCCCGUGUCCAAGGAGACUGCCACCUCAUCCUCAAGCUGAUCACCACGCAGAGAGACACCAGCAUGAGUCGGAGGAUGUCAGGCUUCCAAGUGCACGGACUGCUCCUCAGCCAAUUGCUUAUGUUUGAGCAUGGCCAGGACCAGCCGGAAGCCUACAGCUGGAAAGGAGAACUGAGCGGGCCGGCGGUCACUAUUCUUUCUCACCAUGGGACCCAGACAGACCUCUCGGCUCUGCAGCUGGCCAUGAUACACUGGCAGGCCAGCAGCCAGCACCACCAGGCUUGUAGCUUGGAUUAUUGCUACCUUCUGGAGCUCUUGGGAACCAUCCAGGAACAGUGGGGGGAAGCAACAGCUGCAUUACCUAAAGAACAGGAAGAGAGUUUGGCCAACAGCUUCAUCUCCUUUGUGGAGCACGCCCUCCUGCUGCUGAGACAGCUCCGAGAGCUGUUCCCUGUGACCAACAGCAAUGCCAUCAGCCGCCUUGAGUUCCUUCUAAGGUGUCUUAGUCAGAUCCACAGCCUCCAGCCUUUCCGCAUGAUCUGCCCAUUCCAGAAUGAGCUACACGUGGACAUUGCCACAGCCCUGAAGAAAGGAACUCAGGACUGGUAUGAAAGACUCCAGAGAAGCCGGAUCUCCCUGGGAAAGGCUGGGCUAGACUGUCUCCCUGGACUUAUCGGCCUGGCAGAUGCUGUCUAUGACGACUUACAGGCCAGCCACAGUGUGUAUGGGAAGCUCUUUGUCAGCAUUGUGAAGGUUGAUCUGUUUGGCAUCACCUAUCGGCAGCUGGAGAAGCUGGUGGCUGAAGAGGUCCAGGCUCCAGUGGAGGAGCUGAGUGCUGGGCUGGAGCUGGGUAGCGCCCCAGGCCUCUUUGAGCUCUACAUCACCCUGGCAGAGAUUCAGCGCCUCCGAGCCUACCUCCCCACCAAGGACAGCUCUGCCCUGGCCCUGCCAGGAUUCCACACUCAGUUCCUUCCAGCCAUCCACCUGUGGCUGCAGACCCUUCGGGACAAGACUCGUCAGCGACUCCAGAGAGCUGUAGAUGUGGACAAGCUGGAGCCCGUGGAUGCCACCUCCAAACACAGCAGCUCAGCAGCCGAUGCCACCCUUUGCUUCUCCCAGACCCAGGAGCUCUGGGCUCAACUGGCCUGGCCCGAAUCAGCUGAGGCCCUGGACUUAGUGACUCAGCUCACCGAGGAUAUCUGUGAGGCUGCUCUAUACUACCCAGAGCUGGUUCGGAGGAAGGUGGACUCACGGCCCCUGGCCAUGGGUGAAGCAGUGAGUGAGCCGCUUUGCAUUGCCCUGAACAAUGUGGAACACAUUCGAAAAGCCACAGGGCAGGUGCUUCGGGGACUGGAGUGGCCAGAGCCAGGUGGGGGGUCACCAGGGGGCCUCCCCAGAGCCCUGAAGAACCGACUGCUGGCUAUGGAUGAGGACCUUCAGAGAGAGGCCCGGAACAUGAUUGCACACCUGACGGCCAAGAUGGUAGGAGACAUUAAGAAGUAUGUUCAGCAUAUCAGCCUGUCACCAGACUCGAUCCAAAAUGAAGAGGCUAUAGCCCCUCUCAUGAAGUAUCUGGAUGACAAGCUGAUUCUUCUCAGUGACUCACUGGUGAAGGAAAACCUCUGCCGGGUUCUGGAAGCUCUCUGGGACCUGCUGCUUCAGGUCAUUCUGCAGACUCUGGGGGCCAAUAGAGAUGUGUCUGCUGAGUUCUACAGAAGGUUUUACUAUACUUUGGAGGCCUUAGUGGAUUUUUUCCAUGCCGAAGGGCAAGGGUUGCCCCUGGAGAGCCUGAGGGAUGGACACUACAAGACUUUGGAGGAGGAACUUCGCCUGAACAAAUGCUCCACCAAUGAGUGCAUUGAGCAGUAUUACCUGGAUAAGCUCAAACAGGGUGGGGGGACAACUCUCUCCCAGAGAUCAAUGGAGCAGAAUAAGUAUGGACGGUUGAGUGUCAGGUGUUACUACGAGGCAGCGGAACAGCGGCUGGCUGUGGAGGUGUUACAUGCUGCGGACUUAAUUGCUCUGGAUGCCAAUGGCCUGAGCGACCCCUUUGUCAUUGUGGAGCUCUGUCCCCACCAUGUUUUCCCGCUGGCCCGAAGCCAGAGGACCCAGGUCAAGACCAAGACCCUACACCCUGUGUAUGAUGAGCUGUUCCACUUCUCAGUCCCCGCCGAGCUGUGCCGCCAUCGGGCUGCCUGUGUAGUCUUCACCGUCAUGGACCAUGACUGGCUGUCCACCAAUGACUUCGCUGGGGAGGCUGUCCUGGCCCUGAGCAACAUCAGUGGGCUUAGCAGGCCCCAAGUGGGAAGCAGUGUGAGAAGCAUGCAGCCAACCACUCUUCACCUCCGCAGGCCCAAAGCCAAUGUGAAGUCAGCACUGAGGAUGCUGGAGGGAAGGAUGGACAGAGAAGCACAGGAGUUUGUGAAGAAACUCAAGGAGAUGGAGAAGAGCAUGGGAGAUGAUUGAGCAGUUUUUCUCUGGGUGGUGCCGCCCUCACGCUCCACUUCUCCUCCCCACCCCCGGCUGCAAUUAUCUACAUCAAGAUGUCCAGGUCCAUGCGGUCUUUUCAUCAGAAACUCCUGUUCAAUCCUUCUGGUGUAACCUCAGUGGUCAUUGUGGAAGGGUCGGCAUUUGUGAUGUUUCUCCUUGUUCAGUGUUGUGUGUGCCUCAGUGGGGCACGAUAGCUUUUAUCCUCUCCUAGGUCAAUUCUGGUUUGAUGCCUUUUCUGUGAAUACCCCCGGGGCCACUGGGGCCCAAGUUUGCCCCUGUCAGUAACAGCUAUUGCCCCUACCUCUCCCUAUGCUUGGAAACCCCAAAGUGCCACCCAAGUGACCCAUUCAAGCAACUGUUAGAACACUCAAGGCAGGCUGAUUGAGGAGGCUUCAAGGGAAGCAGGUGGUAUGGCUGGGAACCAAGGGGGUGGAAUGGAGGGGAAGGGACAACAAAUUCUUUACUCCUACUUCACUUAGCCCUACCAUGAUCUGAUGAGCCUAAAGGACAGCUCCCCCUGCCCAGUCAAUCCCUAGCUCCAGACAACCUCAACCCCGAUUCCCAAAGACUCUCUUCAAGGAAAUUCGAUUCAAGCCUGACAAAUUGGGUAGCCACUUUGUAUCACAGGAGCCAGAAGAUGGUUCUCAGACCUCAAGUAGACUAAGUGAGGCUGUUGUGGACAGUCUGAUAUGAUCGUAGUUAGGAAGCUUGACUGGAAAAUGCCAGGGACGAUACCAAGUCUAAUGGCCCUGAAAGGCCACAGAGGUCAGGGCUGAAAGGGCCCCUAGAGAUCAUUUAGUACAGUCCCAUCGUUUUACAGAUGAGGAAACAGAAAUAUUUAGACUUGCCUUAAGUUGCCUAGCCAGUAAAUGAAAGAUCUGGGAUAUGUGCUUGGAGGGAGCCUAGUGCUGAGAAGAAGAAUCUUCCUUAGUAGAAGACUGAUCUCCUGGGGAGCCCCCCCCCCCAAAAGGUUCUUCAUCAUCUCACUGGGCACUCAGCACCAGUGCUGUCAUUUUCCUCUAUAUUCUCCAGUUGUAUUUUACAAUCCUGUGAAAAUAUGCCCAGUCCAGAGAGGGCUCUAUUCUUUAGGCCACAGACGACCACCUGCCUCUCUGCUCUUAGCCUAAAGAGCUAGUCUGUGGUACUUACAGAUUCAAGCCCCAUCUUCCCCUCUACUUCCAAGCCCUCACAGUUAACAGUCUGGGCUGCAGAAUUCCCACUCAAGCCU